Enterobius vermicularis (human pinworm) is the source of this 690-nucleotide messenger RNA. NCBI's taxonomy places the organism in Eukaryota, Metazoa, Nematoda, Chromadorea, Rhabditida, Oxyuridae. The record is from the annotation of a GenBank genome assembly.
AUGGGACAGUUUCUUGCUGAAGCUUACUGGAUUUUACUUGCAUCAUUAAAAAAACAACGAAGUCUUCCAACAUCAGAUGAAAGUCGAUUACCAUUACCUAUUGUUAUAUUGAUAUUGCUAAUACUGUCUGUUGCUGGUGGUUUUUUAUUUCAUUUUUGGAUUGAUCAACGACCUAUUAUUCCAGCAAUUUAUUUCAGUUUUAUUUCAAUCACAACAAUUGGCUUUGGUGAUAUAACACCGACACCGGAUGGCUGGUUGCAAACUUCAGUUGUAAUUUUUUAUCUAGCUACUGGAAUGGUUGUUAUGUCCACUUUUGUUGCUGCUCUGUUGAACUAUCUUAGGAAGUUACAUUAUCUUGGUCGUAACUUUAGCGGAGCUGCUCAUGUUGAGGUUUGGUUUGGUGGCACCAGAAUGUCUAUUGCUGAAUUAUUACAUAUUGUUGCCAGUCACUUCGAGGUAUCACCAAAAGUACUCUACGACGUUCUACGCGAUUUAGAUGACAUAAUAACAGCAGCAACUGAGUCGCAAUUAGGUUCAAAUACUGAAGUUGAUCAAACUUUAACGUCAACUGGAAGUUUUUCGGAUGACAAAGCUCCAAGAAGGAGAAGCAAAUUUGUUCGAAUAAGAGAUGAGAGUGUACCAUCAGAAAAUAAGGUUAGUGUAUUUUUUAGUUUCCUUCAACUCUUUUAA